Colletotrichum truncatum is the source of this 1794-nucleotide messenger RNA. The record is from RefSeq and is a predicted model, not a curated record. Lineage: Eukaryota; Fungi; Ascomycota; Sordariomycetes; Glomerellales; Glomerellaceae.
AUGUUGGGUGCACUUUUACCUGGACGCUCUCUGAGCGAUGCAGUAGCUACCAAUUCAAACCCCUUGAACAACACAUAUCUUCUUCUUCCCAUUGCGGUCACCUUUCUGUUUUACGUUCUCUACAGAUGGGCUCUUCCCAAGCCCAUAUCCGACAUUCCUCACAAUGCGAGUGCUACGAAGAAUCUUCUUGGAGAUGUUCCAUCGCUGCUAGAGGGCAUGAAACGGACUGGUGAAUUCCACCUUUGGAUGCUGGAACAGGCCGCCAAGUAUCGCUCGCCUCUGUUCCAAGUUUUCAUCCGCCCUCUGGGCAAGCCGACCCUGGUGCUCUGUGACUUUAGAGAAGCACAGGACAUUCUCAUGAGACGGAAAGAUUUCGAUCGGUCUCGCGGCACUGCUGAUCUUCUCGAGGGCGUCGGUCCAAACCACCAUAUUCACAUGAAAACGGACGCAGAAUGGAAGCGCCAUCGGAGGCUUUUGCAGGAUUUGAUGUCUCCCGGCUUUCUGAACGAGGUCGCUGGCCCUGCGGUAUACGCUGGCGUGCUCAAAUUGAUCGACCUCUGGAAUGGCAAGACUCGAUUGGCUGACGGUCGCCCUUUCCAUGCCGAGUCGGAUAUUUACUACGGUGCUUUGGAUGCUGUGAUGGCUUUCACUUUCGGCGAAAACUUCCCCAACAGCGCGAUCCGCCCGACAGCUGACGCAGUCAGGAACCUCAAAGAAGAGGACAUUGACCGCCUUCGGGGUGCUUCGUCAACGGACCGUAACGGCCUUCUGAAGUUCCCUGUGGGAGAGUGUGAUGAAAAGCUCACUGCGACACUGGUAGUUGCUGGAUCGAUCGAACACCUUAUUGGAUCCCCUAUUCCUAGGAUUAAAUGGUGGUUCGUUGAGAGGAGAGCGGACGUUAGCCGAGCCAUCAGCAUCAAGAAAGAGUAUGUCCGCGAAGAAAUCUCCAAGGCAAUUCAACGUCUGAAGGAAAACGGUCACGAGGAGACAAAAGUUCUGUCUGCUGUCGAGCUGGUUGUUCUCAGGGAGAAGAAGCUCGCCGAGAAUGAAGGUAGGCAGCCCGGUUUCUUCAGCCCUACAAUGAUCGAUGAGCAGGUCUUUGGUGUUGUCGUUGCAGGCCACGAUACGACUAGCACAACUAUGUGCUGGGGAGUAAAACUUCUGGCAGACAACCCUAGAGUGCAGACAAAGUUACGAGAGGAGCUCCGAGCCGGGUUCGCGGACGCCGCGGCCGAAGGUCGAAGCCCUACCAUCCACGAGAUUACCAGUACCAAAAUUCAUUACUUGGAUGCCGCCAUGGAGGAGAUUCUGCGUUGCGGUGGAGCUGCUGCUCUCAUCGACCGAGAAGCCACAUGCGACACUGAGCUUCUUGGUCAUCAUAUCCCCAAGGGCACAGUUGUCAUGCUGCUUGGUCGCGGACCUAGUAUGAUGAAGCCUGCAUUCGAUGUCGAUGAGUCCAAGCGCAGCAAAAGCAGUCUCGCGGCAAAGGCCCGGGUCUGGGAUGAUGAUGAUAUUAGUGAAUUCAAGCCCGAGCGCUGGUUCAUUGGCAACGAGGGAGAGGCAUCAUACGAGUUCGACCAGCAGGCGGGUCCUCAGUUGGCGUUUGGUUUGGGUACUCGGGGUUGUUUCGGAAGGAGGCUUGCUUACCUGGAGCUGAGGAUCUUGGUUACGCUGAUUGCGUGGAACUUUGAGCUGCUGCCUUGCCCAAAGGAGUUGUCUGGAUACGGCGCCAAGGAAGGUCUUACGUAUAAGCCUAAAGACUGCUAUGUUCGCCUGCGCGCGGCCGAGAAAUAG